Molecule: messenger RNA, 1701 nt
Organism: Pseudovirgaria hyperparasitica
Lineage: Eukaryota; Fungi; Ascomycota; Dothideomycetes; Acrospermales; Acrospermaceae
Exons: 2
Coding region: 1-1440 (479 amino acids)
Source: RefSeq, a predicted model, not a curated record
AUGGAGCAGCGACAGAAAGCCAAUGGGACAGUAGCGACUGCGUGGAAUGAUAAAAGCGCGGGCGAGACGCUGGUCAAAUCGCAAGCGACCACAUCAACCUCCUGCACGACCAGCCACCCGGACUUCCAUUUGUCGGCGCCUGACAGCAAUAAUACUCGCCGUAUCGAGCCCGAGACCUACAAGUACCACUACAAAGUCACGCGAACCACGAAGCGUGUACUGCUCUGGGUGGUUCGCCAGUGCUUUCGCAACAAGCCUAGCCCCGCUGUAUCCCUAUCACUGGUCUACAAAAGCAAGCAUCUCAUCAACGUAUUCAGAGAGGCAAGAGCUGCGUAUCGCGAGCGUAAAGCAGAGAUCAAGGCUGUCCGCGAUGUCGACUACGAACAACGAAAAGCACAACGGGCUCUCAAAUCAAUGACACUCGAAGACGACGACGCAGUCUCACGAGCUCCUUCCAAAGCUUCACGCACACGUUCUCGGGCCGACUCGAAGGCAUCAGGGGUCCGACGUUCGAAAACACAUCACCAUCACACGCGAAAGCCGUCAGUGGAACGAGGCACACCGGACAACUUCUACGAGAAUGAUGGGAGAGACGAUAUACCGUUACGGAAACAACUGGCCCGGAGACACACAGAGGGGAUUAUAGUACCACCCAAGAAGGCUUCGCGCAGGUACUCCGAGGAUGAUAUCGAUAUGGAUCUAGCAUAUGGAGACCUGCCUCCACCACUGCCGGUUGCACGAAGAGUAGACGAGGACGAGCUGCGCGCUAAGGCGUCCAAGCUCACCAUGUUACUCGAUGAAGCAAACUGCUUACAAUACUCCGUGACGACUAUGAUAGAGAACCUGCAGACGAAUCCAGAUAAGCUAGCAGCUGUAGCUCUUACUCUGGCGGAGAUAAGCGGGCUUAUCAGUAAAUUGGCUCCAGGUGUGCUUGGUAGCCUCAAAGUCAGCUUUCCCGCCGUGGUAGCCCUUCUUGCUAGUCCGCAGUUUCUCAUUGCCGCCGGUGUGGGUGUCGGUCUCACUGUGGUGUCACUUGGUGGUUUCAAGGUCAUCAAGAAGAUUAAGGCUGAACAGGAAGUCGCCAGAGAGCUCGAGUCACCAUUAGAGCUUGACGAGCUCGAAGCACCGGAGCUCAGCCGUAUCGAAAUGUGGAGAAGAGGCAUCGCGGACGUAGAGGCCGAUAGUAAAGGUACAACUGUCGACGGCGAAUUCAUAACGCCUGGUGCAUCACGUCACCUGAUAGCCGAAGGUGUCCUGGAGGAGGAUCGGAAGUCCCGCAGAUCCAAGGCACCAAAAUCAGUACGAAGUGCAAAGACAUCGAAAACGUCUCGAACUGCAAAAUCAUCAAGAUCUACCCACUCAAAGAGCGGAGACUACCCUGGCGAGAAGAAAAGGACCAAAGUUAAACAACCUAGCGGUUUACGCCUGCUUUUUUCGUAACAGUAUGCAAUGUUGAUCACUAUUGGUCCGCGCCUGUGUCAUAUACAAGACGUGAUCAUGUACACUCGGAGCCGGGAAUCGGAGUUUGGGUAAACGGUGUUUAGAACCUGUUUCUUGUUCCUGUCCAAACGGCAUAUGUUGUAUUUUGUAUCUGUGCCCAUAACAGCAUGUCGAUUCCGAGGACUCACUCUCAAUGUUAGAUGCCGAUAGAAGCACGAUACGUAUCGAUCAGGAUUACAUGAGACCAAGAUGAAUCUGCGC